UUCAACAUGCUGGACACCACAGAGGUAGGCCUGCUUAAAAGUGUGGAGCAGCUGCUGUCUGAGAUCUUCAUACCCAGCCUGAAGAAGAUGGACCAUGGCUGGGGAGAGCUGGCCAGCCCACAGGCCCAGUCAGUUAAACAGAACUUCCUCAGCUCACUGGACAGCUUUGUGUCUGUGCUGGCCGGGGCGCAGGAGAGCCUGCAGGAGAAGGUGAAUCUAAAAGUGUGUGACGAAUUUGACCUGAAGACACUGAAAGGCCCGUCUGACUACAUUGCUGUGGCUAACAGCGCAGAGGCAACAGAGAAGAUAGAGGCCUGUAUGAAAGUGUGGAUCAAACAGAUUGAACAGGUGCUGGCGGAGAGUGACCAGCUGAGGAAGGAGGCAGAUGACCUGGGGCCGCGGGCCGAGCUGGACCACUGGAAGAAACGCAUGUCCCGCUUCAACUACCUCCUGGACCAGCUGAAGAGCCCCGAUGUCAAAUCUGUCCUGGGCGUUCUCAUGAUGGCCAAGUCAAAACUCAUCAAGUCCUGGCGAGAGCUGGACACCAGGAUCACUGACUCAGCCAACGAGGCCAAAGACAAUGUGAAGUACCUCUACACUCUGGAGAAGUUCUGUGACCCGCUCUACAACAGUGACCCUGUGUCGAUGGUAGAGGCCAUUCCAGGCCUGAUCAACGCCAUCCGGAUGAUCCACAGGAUUUCCCGCUACUACAACACCUCAGAGAAGAUCACCUCCCUGUUUGUCAAGGUUACCAACCAGAUGAUUACAGCAUGCAAGACUUACAUCACCAACAACGGGUCUGCGUCCAUAUGGGACCAGCCUCAGGGUGUUGUAGCUGAGAAACUGCAAGCUGCUAUCCACCUAAACCAGGAGUACCAGAAGUGCUUCCACAAGACCAAGAAGAAGCUGGAGCAGAGUCCCUCCGAGAGGCAGUUUGAUUUCAGUGAGAUGUACAUCUUUGGGAAGUUUGAGACGUUCCAACGACGCCUUUAUAAGAUCCUCAACAUGUUCAGCACCAUCACUACCUACUCAGCCCUACAGGACUCCAAGAUAGAAGGCCUGGAAACUAUGGCAACCACGUUUCAGAGCAUUGUAUUGAGCAUAAAGAAAAAGCAAUACAGUUUCCUUGAUCAGAGAAGAACAGACUUUGAUCAGGACUAUGAUGAGUUUUGUAAAAAUACCGCUGCCUUGCAUAAUCAGCUGAAGACCUUCAUGGAUAACACAUUCGAUAACAUUCAAAACACAGAGAGGGCUUUGAAUGUACUGAAGAAAUGUGAAAGACUGGGCAUCCCAGACCUGGGCAUCGAUGAGAAGUACCAGCAGAUCCUUCAGAACUAUGGGAGAGACAUAGAGAUGGUGUCCCGUAACUACACCAAGCAGAAGAUGGAUCCCCCCAUUGGACGGGACCUGCCCCCGGUAGCCGGUAAGAUCCUGUGGGCCCGCCAGCUGUACCGGAGGAUCCAGGAACCCAUGGAUCUGUUUCAGGAAUCACCUGGGGUGCUGGCUACGCCCGAGGCCAAACGCAUCAUCAGGAACUACAACAGGGUGGCCAGGGUGCUGCUGGAGUUUGAGAUGCUCUACCACAGUGGAUGGAUGAAGCAGAUCGAGGAGGUCAGACUGGGCCUCCAGGCCUCUUUGCUGGUCAAAUGUCCCGAUACGGGGGACCUGUUUGUCAACUUUGACCCCCAGAUCCUGACUCAGAUUAGGGAGACAGACUGCAUGACCAGGAUGAGGCUGGAGAUUCCUCCCUUUGCAGCCAUCUUACAGCAGAAACAAGAUGCCCUCAAGAAGAACUACAACAAGCUGCAGCUGGUUCUGACGGAGAACGCCAGGGUCCGGGCUAAGAUCCAGAGUGCCUUUGGGCAACUGGUGAUGCCUCAUGUUGCUAAGGUAGACGAAGCUAUUCUGCCAGGCCUGACCUCCCUCAACUGGACCUCACUGAACAUCGAGAAAUACCUCAGCCGCAUCAACAGUGCUCUCAGUAUGUAACCAUGUCCAAUCUAACCUUGUCAGCACCGUACUGUGCU
Molecule: messenger RNA, 2027 nt
Organism: Oncorhynchus keta (chum salmon)
Lineage: Eukaryota; Metazoa; Chordata; Actinopteri; Salmoniformes; Salmonidae
Product: dynein axonemal heavy chain 5-like
Exons: 12
Coding region: 7-1989 (660 amino acids)
Biological process (GO): microtubule-based movement
Cellular component (GO): dynein complex
Molecular function (GO): minus-end-directed microtubule motor activity; dynein intermediate chain binding; dynein light intermediate chain binding
Source: RefSeq, a predicted model, not a curated record